Auanema sp. JU1783 is the source of this 447-nucleotide messenger RNA. The record is from the annotation of a GenBank genome assembly. Lineage: Eukaryota; Metazoa; Nematoda; Chromadorea; Rhabditida; Rhabditidae.
AUGUGGUUUAUUCCACUAGUAUCAAUGAUUAUAUCUGUCAACUAUGCUCGCCCUCCUUCUAUUCAAGAAGUUUUUUUUAAUGAUAUAUUCAACAAUACAUCUUCUAAUACAACUGAGCUUCCGAACCGAGUUCCGGAUUAUCUAGAAACAAAGAUUAAUGAGGUUGCUGGGAUAAGUUGUGACAUGUGCAUGAACGCUGUUUAUGGAUUAAACUACAAUGUGAUUAAACUGAAGAAAUCAGCGGAAGAUAUGAUAAGAUUGGAUUGUGAAGCUCUUUUCCAUGGACAAUCAGAUGAUAUUGCUCAAUGUAUCAGGAUAAUGGUUGAAAAAAUAGAGCAUUACUAUGAUAAAGUUGAACCCAUGAUUGAGACUCGAAAAGUUUGCGUUCUACUAAAGAUGUGUGCUGAAGAAGAAAAUAACAAGAAUAUAAAAAACCAACAGAAUUAA